AUGCGCUGGUUUGUUGGAGUAAUUCUCUUAGCGUCAGCGUGGCACCACCUACCUACAGGACAGGCUCAGGAACAUGGUGAGUGCGGCGGCUUGGUAACCCAACAAUCGUCAGGCUUCAUUGACUCCCCUAACUACCCCGGUCAGUACGGCAACAACAUGUACUGCGUGUGGACUAUAGAGGUCGACUCUGGAGACGUGGUGAAGUUAACACCAGUAUCCUUCAGGAUAGAGGCUGUCUAUGACUGGCUCCAUGUUUACGACAAUGAAACGUUGUUGGGACAAUACAGCGGGCAAUUCUUUCCACCGGAAGUGGUUUCAACAUCCAGCAUCAUCCACCUCGUCCUCAUCACUGACGAGUCAUUCACCGAGGAGGGCUUCAGGAUCCACUUUGAGGUAUUGACCUUGAACAUGAGCAGCAGUGGGUGUCCGGAUCCGGGUGUUCCAGAAAAUGGCUACCGGGACGGCGAGAACUUCACAGCGGGGUCGGUCGUUACGUUUGGCUGCCAUGACGGCUUCAUUCUGACGGGUCAGGAACGCAUCAUGUUUUCCUGGAUGAUAUCGGUGGACCCAGGAAAGGUCGUGGUGUUGGAGUUUGUGGAAUUUAACAUCCAGUAUGAACCAAGAUGUCGACAUGACUGGUUCAGCGUACAGGACAUACCAUACAUAAAUCGUAAGAGGUAUCAGCGGAUCAACCACCUGUCAGGCGAUACUGGCACGUUUUCCUCUAUGAACUACCCAAGUUCCCCCUACAGCAACACCGUGUAUCAACAAUGGAACAUCACCGUCUCAGCACACCGGCACGUCAAGCUCAUGUUCACGGAAUUUGACGUGGAUGAAACGCAGUCCUGCUAUGGAGACCAGGUGGUUGUUCACGACCCUGAGUUCUCCACGCUUGUGGCGAUGUGUGGCACAUGUCUCCCCAUGCCCCGCAUCUCGACAGGAAACAGUCUUUUUGUCAUCUUCAUGACGGACUUUGUGAUCCGCAGGGCGCGGUUUUCGGCCCGGUAUGAGGCGGUAAAAGAUCGAUCAGAACCAUCAGUCCCAGACGUACUCGAGCCUAAUUGGCUUUGGAUCAGUGACGUCAGAAUCAAACAAAUCAGUGUCAGUUCCUCCACCAAUCAGGUUUGGGCAUUGGAUGAGGACGGCAGACCGUUACGACGCACCGGCAUUACCCAAACUGUACCUCAAGGUAUCGACUCAAAAACUCCUGAGGGGAAAUCGUGGCAGGUUGUCGGGGCAACAAAUAUGAAGGAAGUCAGCGUCAGCUCCAGAACCGGUCAGCUGUGGGCAGUGGAACUCAGUGUUAAAAGUGACUGGGAAGCCAUGGAAGGCUGUGCCGUGUCUGUGUCUGUGGGCCGUGCAGGGGUUUGGAUAGUUGUUAACACAGAAGGGGAAGUCUAUCAUAGAGUCGGGACAUUUUUCAACGAAACGUCCCGAGGUGAAGCUUGGGUGCACGUACCGGGGAUAACCCUGCAGCAGGUCGCAGUCGGAGACGGUGUUGUCUGGGGUGUUGAUUCCUCACACCGGGCGGCCGUGAAAGUUCUACCGGGCUCUGUCAACGGGGAAGUGUGUCAAGUAGGCCUGAAGGGUCAUUCGAUGUGCUCCGCUAUUCAAAAAGAAAAUCGUCUGUGCGCAGAGGACGAGGUCAUUUGUCCUCAGAGCGGCAGAUGUAUCCCAGAAUGCAGUGUGUGUGACGGUGUGGUGGAUUGUGGGGAUGGGGACGACACGGACGAGCGGAACUGUUGGUUUGCAGCCUGCCCGGAAAAACACCGGCGGCUGUGCGGGGGAGAUGUCGGCUGCUACAGCCCCAGCCGUGUGUGCGACGGGGAACGUAACUGUGGACAGAGCAAAGUGGACGAGCACAACUGUUUUGACAGCUGCUCGGAUUAUUCCCGCCGUUACGAGUUUCUGAAACGAGACGUUCUCCAGUGUCUGGACUUGUCCGGCUGUGUCCACAUGAAGAACGUGUGUGACGGUCAACAGGACUGUUCGGACGGAUCAGAUGAGACCGACUGUGAGAAAGUCUGCGCUCUUCAUGGGUCCUUCGGUGACAUUGCGUACUGGAAGUGCCGUAAUUCCUCCGGUUGUGUGAAAGGAGAGUUCCUGUGUAACGGGAUUUUGGACUGCGCUGACGGGUCGGACGAAGAGAAUUGUGGACUGCCAUAUUCAUGUACUGGUGUUUAUGACUGGCAAUGUCCGGGAGAGAACACCUGCCUGAGCGGUGCCAAACAAGUCUGUAAUACCCGAAUCGAGUGUGCAAACGGCGAGAACGAAAAACAUUGUGACGAUUUCUGCGAAUCUAUCGGGGGCUUGAGGUGUGAGUGUGGCCAGCUGACGAAAUGUCACCUCCCCAAGGACCGAUGUGAUGGUCGCCCGAUGUGUUAUGUCCCGGGGUCUCCCUACGAUUGCGCUGAUGACGAAGAAAACUGCGAGGAGUAUUGUAAUGACAACGGGGGCUUCUUCUGUGGAGAAACAAAUGAAUGUAGAGAGUCACACAUCGUCUGUGAUGGGCAUCCUGACUGCACUUUUUUCCGCUUCGGAGGCUACAUCCCUCCACCAGAUGAACUGGGAUGUGUGCUGAGAGUUCGUACUCGCACUGCUACGAAACAGCUCUACAGCUUCGACCCUCACAUGCUGGACACUCCCAAAGCACAUGGUGGAAUCUUUCAAGGGCAGCCUGCAGUACCAAGGGCCAGUCCUGUGGAACUGUCUUGCUGCUGA
This is a messenger RNA of Branchiostoma belcheri (Belcher's lancelet), 2721 nucleotides long. RefSeq lists its product as uncharacterized. NCBI's taxonomy places the organism in Eukaryota, Metazoa, Chordata, Leptocardii, Amphioxiformes, Branchiostomatidae. Gene Ontology annotation, molecular function: protein binding. The record is from RefSeq and is a predicted model, not a curated record.